Messenger RNA from Beta vulgaris subsp. vulgaris (sugar beet), 2450 nucleotides. Its product is annotated as poly(A)-specific ribonuclease PARN-like. Gene Ontology annotation, molecular function: RNA binding; 3'-5'-RNA exonuclease activity. Lineage: Eukaryota; Viridiplantae; Streptophyta; Magnoliopsida; Caryophyllales; Amaranthaceae. Bases 129 to 1997 code for a protein of 622 amino acids. The transcript has 8 exons. Gene Ontology annotation, cellular component: cytoplasm. The record is from RefSeq and is a predicted model, not a curated record.
GGUAAGCUAGUCAUGACCGACCCAUUUCAACCAUACAGUUAACCAAGCAGCUUCAAUUCAACCCACAUGAAAACCAAAAACCAGACAAAGAAGCCAUUGUUGUAACACGAGCUUCUCAAAAAACAACGAUGCAGAAGCGCUUGCUCUGCACUCAAACUUCAACACAUAUAGAAAACACCAUUAAAAACAGUAAUCUCACUAAGAAAUGGAGAAUCAAACAAGUUAAAAAAUCCAAUUUCAACCAAAAUCUCGAGGAAAUAAAGUCCCGCAUUUCAAAUUCCGAUUUUAUUGCAAUCUCUCUCCAAAAAACUGGGUCCUACUCUUCGCCAUGGCAGAAAGUUCUUCCUUUUGAUACCCCAGAAAUUGCUUAUUUGAAAUCCAAGCGUUCAGCUGAGAAAUUUCAGCUUCUUCAGUUAGCUGUUUGUCCUUUCACUCUUAGGGCUUCUAAGCUUACUGCUUACCCAUAUAAUUUCCACCUAUUUCCGAGGGAUGAACUGAAAAUUGGGAUGCCUUCUUACAGUUUUGCAUGUCAAACAUCAUAUUUGACAUCCAUGGCUCGACUCGGUUUUGAUUUUAAUUCCUGCAUAUAUGAUGGGAUCUCAUAUAUAUCCAGAGCUCAAGAAUCAAGUAUGAAACAUCUUACAGGUACAGGUAAUUUAGCAGUGCGGGCACGUUCUGUAAAAUCUUCAUCUACCAUAUCCGUUGCUGAUUCUGUAUUUAUUGAGAGGAUUAAAUCACGAGUUAAAACCUGGAGAACUGCUUGCAAAGACUCAAAAGGAUCAAAUGAAGAUGCAUUGGUCAGAGCUCUGAGAAAAGUUGUUCUAGGCGAGCAUGGAUCCAGACCUUGUCUUGAUGUGGAUGUUUGUAGUGAGCGCCAAGUGCAACUCAUCCUUGAGGUUUUGAAAGAAUUUUCUGAUGACACUGUCCCUUUAUUGAUCCCUACAAAGCGUGGGGGCACACAAGGAGUUCGUGCUGUUAUGACAAGUUCGAAAGAGGACAAAAUUCUUUUUGAGAAAGAACUUCAAGAUCUUGAGGAGGAGCAAAGCAAGAAUGUUCGCGGAUUCCGGGAGGUGAUUGAUCUCAUUUCUGCUUCCCAGAAACCUGUUGUUGCCCACAACACACUUGAUGAUUUUACAUUCCUUCACUCAAAAUUUCUGAGUCCUCUACCUCCACGUAUUGACGAGUUCAAGUGCUCUUUGAGCUCAUACUUCCCCUAUGUCAUUGACAUGGGCCAUCUUAUGAAGCACUUCAACCCUAGUGGGAAAAUGAACAAUAUACAUGCAGCUUCAUCUUUCUUGAGAAGUCGAUUCUUUGCACCUGUUGAAAUCGAUAUUCCUCUCAAAGGUACACCAGAGGAGAUGAGUGAAGGGAAGAUUCACGGUCAAAACGUUUUACAGAUAAGUCAGAUUUUUGCGAAACUCUACUCUAUAAUGAAGCCCGGUCAGCACCACAUUAGUGAGGGAAAAGAUUUAGCGCUCGACAACUAUGCAAACAUCUUUGACCCUUGCAGUAGUGUUUCCCUUGAGAACUCUGAUGAUGAUGUCAGGAUUUCAUCAGGCAACACGAGAAGACUGAGCUGCAAUGAUAUGGUCUUCCUCUGGGGAUUCAGGAGUGGCUUGUCAGUUGGAGAGCUCAAAAGUCUCCUCAGUAGAUCACAUGAAGCUUUCUCUUCAGAGUUUGAUGUCCGAGUAGUGGAUAAGAGCUGUGUAGUGGUUGCCUUUCAGCAGCCUGAACUUGCCGGAGAUUUUGUGAAAGCUAUGGGAUCUGGGGGAACUUGCCAUGAGGGCUUGACAGAAUUGACAUCCCUGGGUUUGCGAGCAGCAAAUUAUGAAACUUACAAGUGUGCGUGUAAUCUGAGCAGGUGGGACUCUGAUUUGGCUGAUUCCUUGGACCAAGUUGUAACAUCAGCUGAUCAGUUUUCUGCUGAUAGUCACGGAAAGAGCCCAUAUGAAAUCUGGUGGGAUGACGAUACCGUCCUCAACCUUGAUGACUUCUGACUUCUGACUUCUGACUUCUGAGCAUUGGGUGUAUAACUAACUGUAUAUACUUCUCCGUUAACGUUGUGGAUCCUACACCAGACAGAGGACCGAGCAACUCAUGGAAUAUUAGCAAUCGUCUAGUUGAGGUGGAUAGCCCGCGAAGUUCUGCCUUGUAGUAGUCCAACCAGAUUAAGGAAUCAGUAUAGGUUGUAAUAUCUGUAAGCUACAUAGAUUCUUCCUGCUUGAUACCCCCAAAAUAUGUUGAAGCUUCUGAUUGUAAGUUUUCCAGUCUAUUUGCCAAAAUUUUGUAGCAACAUGUCAAACUCAUCUCUUGAUCUUGAGAACCAACUUAUUUAGGAAGAUCUACUGUGCUCCAGAUAAGAUAAUGCUGCUAUUAAUUCCUGUACAACAUCAUUGAUGAAUUCUAGUUUUGAAUAAUACAAUUUUCUAAUUUGGUGACUAGUGACACUA